This is a messenger RNA of Morchella importuna, 777 nucleotides long. RefSeq lists its product as uncharacterized. The transcript has a single exon. NCBI's taxonomy places the organism in Eukaryota, Fungi, Ascomycota, Pezizomycetes, Pezizales, Morchellaceae. The record is from RefSeq and is a predicted model, not a curated record. The coding region runs from base 1 to 777 and encodes 258 amino acids.
AUGACAUCUCUCAUCGCUAACGCCUCUCCCAAAUACAUGUAUUUUCGCGACUGCGUCUGCUGCCCUGUCGGAAUUACAUCUCCCACCGUCGGCGGCAUAGUCUUGAAAGUUGUCUUUCAGCCUGGCUGCGAGAAAUGUGCGAAUUGCACUUGCAAGCCGAUAGAGGUGUAUCGGGAUCAGCCAGAUCCGUGGAAACUUUUCUGGGAUCUCAAUGUUGAUUGCGGAUAUUGUCAUGCAACUGGAGAGAACAUUGAGCCUGAGGGUACGGUGCAGGAGGAGAAGAGUUUCGACAGGAAGAUCUGGGAGGCGUUUGUGUACACUGAUGGUGCUAACGGCGCUAAUGCGUUCAUUGGUCCUGCAAAUGUCGGAGGACAGAAUCUUGACGUUGGUGCGGCGAGUGCUGCUCAUUUGAACGAGGUUACUGGCUUGGACGAGGCUACUAGUUUGAACGAGGUUACUAGUUUUAAGGGGGUUACUGGUGACUUCGACGGUAUCUCUAUUUUGAGCGAGGACCCCGAGAACGACCCAUUUGCAACUUAUUUUACAGAGAAUGGACCUGCAGUCCUUACGAAUAGCGAACCUGAUGAUGGACGUUGGCUCGAUUGUGAUGACAGCGAUACCGAGGUUGAGGAUGUCAAAGUAGUAGAUAUUCUUGUUACUAGGGGCGGAAUCAAGUCAGAGAAGCAUGUGAAUCAAAUUGGAAGGGCGUGGCUUACGUGUAAGGGCUUGUAUGGUGGAUACCAAUUUGGGGGUUGGCAGAGAUUGUUUGGGCAUUGA